This is a messenger RNA of Exophiala viscosa, 2101 nucleotides long. RefSeq lists its product as uncharacterized. The record is from RefSeq and is a predicted model, not a curated record. Gene Ontology annotation, molecular function: protein binding. Bases 345 to 1925 code for a protein of 526 amino acids. NCBI's taxonomy places the organism in Eukaryota, Fungi, Ascomycota, Eurotiomycetes, Chaetothyriales, Herpotrichiellaceae. The transcript is spliced from 4 exons.
GUCAUGAUGCACUUCACAUAGUGACUUGUAUUCGGCUAAACGAUCCUUUCCCAUCCCUUGAACCCUUAUCUCCGAGGGUCAUGCGCGGCUCACGAAGUCCGUUCAUCCCAAUGGCACCAUCCACACCAUCAUCAAACGGAUAGAGACACGGCUGAAACACCUCGGACAAUCGAACCUCAUCAACAUCAACUGGUGGUAUCCUCAUCCAUCCUGGACUAGGUGGUUAUUUGUUUUGUCCGCAUACUUGAUCAGCUCACGAGAGUUCUACAAGUGAUAUCUGCCUCCGGAAUCACCCCGUCUUUCCCCGCCCUGUCACCAUCUCGUACUACCUCAAGUAGAUACCAAUGGCUCAGCUCCUUGAUUUGGCACCCGAAGUCCUAAGUCACAUAUUCCAGGAUGUCGAGCCUACAGACCUCGCCUCCCUAUCAAAGACAUGUCAAUACCUCUACAAAUUGAUCCAGAACGACCAAUUACUAUGGAAGAUCCACUAUCUAUCACGAUUCGACUCCCCGCCACAAGACGACUCUCAGUCCUGGCAAGACAAACUAACUCGUCUGAUCAAUGUGCAAAAGAUCCUAGAAUCAGACGAUGAGAACAUCAAGGCCCACGCCGUCGAAGAGGUACUCACCCAAACCGUCACCCUCGCAUACCAAUCAAAAUCUUCAUCACACAAAACCUCCGACUUUCUCGCAGAUCUAUUCGACAAAUCCGCCAACGUGAACACCUUCCUCUGCAAAUCCAGCCUCUUCGCCAAUGCCCGACCCGAUGCCUGGACCAGUGCCCCAACCGAGUCCCUCCGCCAACUCUCCGCCCAACUCCACGUCCUAGGCGGCAUGAAUCUAGAGACUCCCUGGCCCAGUCCUGUCGAAUUCAGUUGCCCACACUUCGCCCCCGACGUCGACGAUUCAGACGACGACUCGGACGAAGACUACCAACCACCAAGUAGACACCCUUCCAUUCCCGCCCAACCGAUCCGACAUGUCCACCCCUAUGCCAGAGCCCGAGUCUACGACCUCCGCCGCUACAACCCAGCCAACAUGUGGGGCCCCUUCAUGGACGAUGGCAGCGCACGGGUCGACUGGGAAAAAGUCCAAGCCAUCAUGAUCGACAUCGCCUACAACCACCGCAUGUACACGGAACGUCGCGGUCUCAACGGUUCAUCCUUACUAGGCAGCACAACCACAGGCAAUACGCCCGCCACCCCAGCAACACCAACGUCCGUCUCAGCUAGGUCGCCGACACGACCAUCCCACAAUCCAACAUCCGUUCUACGGCCCUGGGACGAUCCUUUCAGCGGCAUCGCGCCCAACAGCUUCGUAUCCUUCCCAUUAUCUGGCACCCUCAAACCCGCUCUACGCCCGGACCUAGAUGCCCUAGACCCCUACGGUGUAAGCGGCACCUGGAUGCGCAUCGUAUGCUUCCUCGACUACAACGACCUCUACGCCUUCAAUUUCGAGAGCGGUGUCAUCCCGCGCAACGAGGAGCGUCCGCCCAUCACGACGCGCGAGGCUUUCAGGCUCAUCCGUCUGCAACUGCGUGUCAGUGCGAUCGAGGAACCCGGCCCAGAAGAUGGUCAGGACUUUCCCGUAGUGCACUUCGAGGGCGCCAGCCGGUCGACGUUCAUGGCUUGGGAUCCCAAUGCGAACUCGAGGAUUAGAGGUAUGGUGCGCCAGACGCCCAGCGGCGAGAUCCGAUGGACCACGUUCAGCAUCUUCCACGGCGAAGAGCGCUGGCGGAGUGAAGGCGUACAGAUUGGCGGACUGAAAUCCGCACGAGGUAUACUGGGCAAUUGGUUUGACAAGGACUACGAUGUGCAUGGACCUGCGGGACCGACAGCGUUCUGGAAGAUCAGUGACGAUAUCGUCGAGGAGAAGCGGACGUUGCCUCAGAUGGUGCAGAUCCUGAUGGCUGAAGUUAAUGGUUGAUUCCUGUAUGGUGAUGUUUCAUCAAAGUAUAUACGAUUCGGAUGGGCGAAUGGCGCUAGGUUGACCUGAUGAACGAGCGCUCUAAGUAUGGCAUUCUGAGCUAGUUAUAGCAACGUCAGCAAUUUAUCAGUUUUUCUCUGCAAUGGAAAGGCAAUCCUUGUAAUGGUCGUUAAAAU